CCAGCAAGACCGUCGGAGCCGGUCCGAACUCCGUGUCACGCUGGGUGGGGGAGCGGAGGCUCGGGGAAUGAGUCUCUCAUCUGCGGGGUUCCUGGAACCCCGCCCCGCCACCCCAGCCUUGGGUUGCCGUGGAUACUCGCGAUCCGCUUCUCCCGUCGCGUUGUCCAAGUGUAAUACUGGGAACCAAAAAUUUUGAGAUUUAAUCGUUGCUGGAGAUAGCAGGGAAAGAAAAAAGCAAGAACUGGGCUUGAGGAAUGAAGAGAGAGUGAUGCUUUUUCUAAAAAGCAAAAGUGGCCUGUUUGAUCCGGCUUCUGGGGCUCUGUCCCAGUGUGAAGCCGCUGGGCUCUGGUUCUUUCCCUCAGCCCUGCCUCCGCGCGGGGCGAUCCCAGGAGCAUUCUUUGCGCGUGUGCUCCUAGGGUGUCUGGAGAACCACUUGGAGGUACAGGCUCGCCAGCUAAUGAGAGUUGCAUCACCUUAUUUCACCGAUGAUAACUUUUGGGGGCCACUAGUAAUCAGUUUAGCAGACAGGCUUUUUCUAAUUCUCUGAGAAGGGGUCCGUAUCUUUUCCCAGUCCAUAGAAUUAGAGAGAUCAAGAACACUGAGCCAGAGGACCAGAAUACUGCCUUGUACUUCCUAACCACUAGGUAGUUUGCUCAGGUAAUUAGCUGCCUGGGCCAAAGUCUAGCGUUCUCAUUGAUUACAAUUACUUCUUGAUUAUUCAGAUAGAAAUAGCCAGUUUAUGGUAUUCCACUACCUGCAUUUCAUGUCAGAGGAGAGUGGAAAGAGUGAUACAGGUGAGGUUUUAAAUAUUAGCAACAGAGCUUGGAAAGAGAGAGAUUCGAAUCCAUGUCUGAAUGCCUGUAGGGUAUCACAAAAUGUCAACUGAAUUAAACUAGUUCUGACGUUCUAAGAAUACGAUAUCAGAAAAAGUCUAAAGGAGCAGCAUAACUGGGUCAUUGUAACCUUGUAUGAAUUUCUGAUGUGAGUCGCAAUUUUUUUUUAGCAUGGAUGCCUUUUGAUAGUAUGAAACAUAUUCUUGAUAGAAAAGUGAGCAUGUGUAUAAAAUUUGCCUAUAAUGCACAGAACUCACAAACACUCUCCAGAUAAGUGAUGGUGAACCUUUUAGAACUUUCAGUGAUACAAACAGCCUUGUGCACCAUGGGUGCCAUAGGUUUGACACCAGUGGCCCAGAUUGUAGGCUAAAAAUGACUUGGUCAAGUAAGUGGAAAUAAAACAGCCUUGAAGGAAUAGCUGUGAUCAUGACUUCAGAAUUGCUUUAGAGAUGUGACAUCUGAUAGCCUUCUUUAGUUCAAUGAAUGCCAAGUUAGUAGAGUAACUGUACUUAUUGGUAAUAAAUACUGUAGAACUUCUGGGAACAGUUGAAUAAUCUCCUUAAUAUGUAACUGUUAAUUACUAUACUAAUAUCUCUUGAAUUUUUAAAGAAAAAAAUUAUUCAAUUAUUAACAAAUUACUAUACUAAUAUCUCUUGAAUUUUUAAAGCAUUACAGUGUGGCCAUAGAGCAUGAUUUGAAAGUAGCUUUUUAGAAUUGGAUUCAAUUACAUGAAGUAGUUUGGAAACAUGUUAUAAGAUGGGCCUACGCAGAGAAAAUAAUCUGUUUUCAUCAGUUUUAGAAAUUCAGACUUUGUGUUUUUUCAGAUUUUCUUCCUUCCCCUUUCCACUUGGUACUCAUCCAUAGCAUUCAAGACAGAAUUGAGGUGUCCUCAGAACAGCAUUUCACUUCUUUGGCUUCCUCCUCUGAACAGACGUUCCAUCCUUGCAGGCUGAUUUCAGUAUCUUCACCCAGAUUUUAACAUUAUGGCAGGAAGGCAUCAGAAUCGCAGUUUCCCCCUCCCUGGAGUACAGUCUAGUGGUCAAGUACAUGCUUUUGGAAAUUGUGCAGACAGUGAUAUUUUGGAGGAGGAUGCUGAAGUAUACGAGCUUCGAUCCAGAGGAAAAGAGAAAAUCCGAACAAGUACAUCAAGAGAUAGACUUGACGACAUUAUCUUAUUAACAAAAGACAUACAGGAAGGAGACACUUUAAACGCAAUAGCCCUUCAGUACUGUUGUACGGUAGCAGAUAUCAAGAGAGUUAAUAAUCUCAUCAGCGAUCAAGACUUUUUUGCCCUUAGAGCUAUCAAAAUUCCAGUUAAAAAGUUCAGUUCAUUGACUGAGUCACUUUAUCCUCCAAAAGGAAGACAGGCUUCUCGGCCUUCACCUGUCCAUUAUGCUCCUGAACAACAGGAAAUCCUGUCAGCAAAUGACUGUCUUUCUUCCAGUGAGUCAGCUGGUAGCUUCUUAAAAGAAGUGGAUCGAGACAUAGAACAGAUAGUGAAGUGUACAGACACCAAGAAGGAGAACCUCAAUGAGGUAGUGUCCGCCCUGAGCACGCAACAGAUCCGUUUUGAACCUGAUAACAAAAACACAAGAUGUAAGGAUCCCUAUUAUGGAGCGGAUUGGGGAAUAGGGUGGUGGACAGCCGUGGUGAUAAUGCUGGUCGUAGGUAUAAUAACACCAGUGUUUUAUUUGCUGUACUAUGAACUCUUAGCGAAGGUGGAUGUUAGUCACCAUUCAACAGUGGACUCUUCACAUUUGCAUUCAGGAAUCACACCCCCAUCACAGCACAAAGAAAUGGAAAGUGGCAUCACUCCCACCAAAGGAAUCCAUGGUGGACAACAAGAAGGCCAUGGCCUGUAUGGGGAUUCUCAGCCAGCGGCAGCUCAGCGUGAAGCAUAGCUCUUGGCUCAUGGCAUUGUGUCUGCAGGGCAAUGAAGCGCUUACAUUCAGUGACCACUGCAGAGGCAGAAUGCGGGGCGACUGAUGAUGCUUUGUGUUUGUUCUACCUAAAACUUUUUGAGCAUUUGUAAGUGGAGUAUAUAUGAAAUCCCUGCAGUUCCUGGUUGUUCCACUACAGAGCACUGAAUCCGGAAGUCUUAUAUCAAUACUUAAAGGAAAAAAAUGAAUUUGAAUGUUUGUUUAGGAAGUUCUUAGAACAUGAGCUAUUUUUCUUCUUAAGUCUAAAUUUGACUUUUCAAGUAAUUUUUUUAUUGAAGGUUAUUCAUGUGACUUUUCAGAAGCAGAAUAGUGAUAGUAUCAGAUGUCUAUAACUGAAGAAAAUUUACUACUGGGAACCACCAAAUUACUUUGUUGCAAAACAGUUUGAUUUUAAAAUUAUUUGACAUGAAUAUUUUCCUUUUUGAAACUUUUAUUAAAAAACACAUUUGACACCUCUGUUAGCAAAGAGAAACAUGCUUAAUUCUGAAAGAGGCUAAGGUGCUGGGGAUGUAACUCAGUGACACAGCUCCUUCCUGGCAAGUGCAAGGUCCUGAGUUUUAUUCCUGGUGCAAAGGAAAAAAAGUGAAAUUGAAAGAAGCUAAGAAAUAGAUUAAAUGUAUUUUUAAGACCACGAAGAUAUGUGGUACAGUUGAAAUUUUGGUCCUUGAUCACCAGAAUGCUGGAAUAAGUUAAAGCUAAAAUAAUUUUUCUCUUAAAGAAUGCUUUAAGACAGAUCCUCACCUCUGCUGUUUUGAAUUGAUAGUUGAAAGCACUUUGCAGUUUUUCAGUGAAGUGUUAUGGUACAGAUUAGCAUUAAUUAGAAAUGUAACUUCUUACAUACUGUGAUAAGUCUUUGCUGUUACAUAGAGUAACAUGCCUUAAUUACAUUUAAUGCCUUAUAUACACUUUAUGUAAGUGGAUGUAAGUUUUAGAAUUGAAGUAGAUUUCACAUGGUCCAGUUGGAUUCAGUACAUAGGCUAUAUAAAUUGCACCCUACUUUUACUUUGAAGCACAAGUUAAAGGAGUCAGUAGAAGUCUUUAUUAUUUGCUUGUGAGGUCUGCUGCAGAAAAUGUUAAGCAAAAACAAGAAGCAUUUUCUAUUAAGAGAGAGAUUGCUUCACUUGUGGGUUCCAUCACUUCGUUUUCCAGAGAAAAAUGUUCAGCUAAGCCUUUGCCCACUGAAAUCCAGUGUCCGCUUGUGGAACACAGGCCACGGGUACAAGGACUGGUAAAAGGGCUUGGUGGCGCCUCCCUCUAGACGGCCCCAUAACAGCCACAAUCUGGCUAAUCAGCAGUGGCAUACUGACUUCUGUGCUUCACUUUUUAAAAAGUACCUGUUUUUAAAAUUAAUUCACUAGAAGAGAGUCUUAGUGAAGGCUGGAUUGGUUAUUUUGUGUAAAAUACAGUAUUCACAUUUUCUGGGUAUUGCUUCACAAUUUUUAAAGAUCCAGCUUUUUGAGCAGUCAUUUUAGAUCUCAAGCUCCAAUCUUAAUACACUUUUAGUAGUAUUUUCAGGAAAAAAAGCAUCCUAGAGAGACAGAUCAAAUAGUCCAAAGCCUCGCAUGUAUGAGAGUUGCAUUUUCUUCCAAAAAGCGUUUAAUAGGGAAGUUGCAAUGAAUUGAUUGUCUUGGGACAUUGUAAGUAAUUUUAAAUUAUUUUAGUGUGCCUUGGACAUCUUGGAAAGAGGAGUGAUCUUCUGAUUUAUGCUCGGUGUUGACUAGACCAGUUUACUGUUCAUUAAGCCACUGAAAAGUCCAAAUGUAGAGUAGAACAUGCAGACUAUGUCAAGACAGAACAAGCUAGAUGUCCUUCGAAUACUAUGUAAACAUCAGAUUGGUCAAAUUAGGUUCACUGAUUCCCUUGUUAGUUUUACAUUGAAAUUGUGAUGGAGGGGUCUGAUUCAAGUAAGGUCAUGUUUAAUUAUUAAAACUUUUGUCUUGCAGAGUAUCCUUUCUGAAGGAAAUAUAUCGUAUAUCCUGAUGAUGCACAAUCAGGCAAUUUUUUUCUAUAUAUUUCAAUUAUAUAUAUAUUUAAAGAAUUUGAACUAUAUGUAAUUCUAUAUACAGGUUAUAUAGAAAAUUAGUUUGAUUUUUGUUUUUAAAAAUAUCCUAAAAUAUUAAAUGGAAUUCAGAAUUUUAGCUUUUUAAGAAUACUGAUAUACAUUAAAUUUGUAGCACAUACACAUUGUCAUAUAACUAGAUAACAUAAGCACAAGUACUGUUUGAUAGUUGUGAAUUUUGUGAAGGCCUUUUUCGAAUUCAUUUUGAGGCUUUUAUAUCUGUUUGCAAAUCUAAAGUAAUGGAGUUGUGAAUCACUGCACAGUGGCUCACUUAGAAGUUUGGAAUAGCAAAAUGAAAAAUCUCAUAGUUUAGAGCUUUUUAAACAAUGUGUGGGUGACAUGGUUAAGUACUGAACUAAACUUUGCCCAUUUAAGUGAAAUAUUUUGGCUGCCCACCUCUAACGUGGUUUGCUAGCCACAUUAAGAAUUAGAAGCCUAGUGUCCUGUCCAGCGGUCUUCUUGAGAGGACUUUAUGACUUCUAAAGCUUUUUGCCUGGACUCUGCCUGCUUGUUCAGUGGCCUUAAGUCCUUUUCAGUGAACCACUGUUUAGUAACUGAUUUUCUUGAAGAUCUACUUCUAGCUGGAAAUAUGAAGGAUGCAGUUACAAGUAUGAAGCAGAGACCCAUCCAGCAGGGUUACAGGGCAGUUGGAGGUGUUUUAUUUUUGUUGUGUGGUGCUGAGAAUUGAACUCAGGGCCUGCUGUGUGGUAGGCAGAUGCUUUACUGCUGAUCCACGGCCACAGCCCAAGGGGAAAUUCUCAAGUCUAUUCUUAAAUAUGGUGCAUUAUGACAGAAAUCACUGUUAUUUUGAAUUACAACAAUGUUGCUCAGGAAAUCAGUAUUUUUCUUCUAAGUAUGUGCAUAUUGCACUAUUAUAGAAAUAUCUGAAUGCUUUAUUUAAUUUCAUUUUAUGUAUGCAAACUAAGUUUUAUAUAAUGUAUUUUGUACAAUUGGGAAUAUUAGCAUGUACCUCUGUAAAACUUUAAAAAAAUUUUUUGCCCUUUAUUCAUAUUUUAAAAGACCUGAAAAUGUAAUAAAGUCUCUAUUUUAUUAUUCAA
This is a messenger RNA of Cavia porcellus (domestic guinea pig), 5890 nucleotides long. RefSeq names its product LysM domain containing 3 (gene Lysmd3). The transcript has 3 exons. The coding region runs from base 1817 to 2734 and encodes 305 amino acids. Lineage: Eukaryota; Metazoa; Chordata; Mammalia; Rodentia; Caviidae. Gene Ontology annotation, cellular component: Golgi apparatus. Gene Ontology annotation, biological process: Golgi organization. The record is from RefSeq and is a predicted model, not a curated record.